CAGUCAGACAAGCAUCAUUUCCCGCUCAAUGCGGGGGGUUUUCUUCUCCGGAAAACGUUCUUCCCUGACCUUGAAAUCUUCCGCAGCCACGACCUCACCGAUACCUCUCGUGACAGCAUAAGUGGUAGUCACGCAUCGCACCUCCUGCAAGCUCGGUCACCACCCUCGUCACUAUAACCAACGCCCACGAAAAGCACAGCACGACAUGGCCAGCAAAGCCCGAGCAUUCCAGCAAGCUUGCCGCAUCCGCAGUGGUCAAGCAAGCACAGUGUCGUGUGCCUCCAGAGACUCUACAUCGUUCGGCUCUACCACCUAUUCUAUUCCCAUUCGCAUCACCCGCCGCCAUGCAAGCACCAACACAAGCUCCAGCUCCAGUCCAACCCCAAGCAGACGAGCAAUAACCGUAACAAGCGACGACGGCCGCUACAACUGGUCCGACCUGAGCACCGGCGAGAAAGCGGCGCGCGGCACCCAACAAACAUUCAACUUCCUCCUUGUCGCUGCCGGUUUAGUCGGAACUAUCACAAUAUCCUACCUUCUGUACACCGAACUCUUCGCUCCCGAAAGUUCGACGAUCCAGUUCAACGCGGCGGUCAACCGCAUCAAAGCCAGCCCCGAGUGUCGCGCGCUGUUGGGUCCAUCAUCACAGAUCAAAGCGUACGGCGAACCGACGUCGAAUAAGUGGGCGCGAGCCAGACCUCUCGCGCACAGCACAGAGACGGACAGAUUCGGCACGACGCAUCUUCGUAUGCACUUCAACGUCGAGGGUCCCGAGGGAAUGGGCAUCGUAUCCGUACAUAUGACCAAGCCCAGGGAAGGAGACAGAUUGGAUUACCAACUUCUGAGUCUGACGGUCAAGGGCCAUGAGACGGUAUACCUGGAGAACAAAGACGCUGAAAGAGGUGUCAAGGGGAAAGUGGGCAAAAUGUUUGGCGUACAGUGGCGGUGAACAGUCAAGGUGCCUUGCUAUAUAUCCUAUUCAAGCAUAUAUUGCUGCAAGCCAGCAUCCUAUCGCGGCUAGCCAGUAUUUCUCGUCGUCUGGCUGAACCAGCAGACGACCCUUCCAGCCGUCGUAUCGAUUCCUUCCGCCUGUGUUUGUUGUGGCUGAAUGCGGCAUUCGCACACGCUCAUGCUGGCACUUCCUCACGUUUGAGAACCUGUAUCUUGCCGCCGAGUGUCGCCAUAAC
This is a messenger RNA of Exophiala viscosa, 1187 nucleotides long. RefSeq names its product TIM21-domain-containing protein. NCBI's taxonomy places the organism in Eukaryota, Fungi, Ascomycota, Eurotiomycetes, Chaetothyriales, Herpotrichiellaceae. Bases 206 to 949 code for a protein of 247 amino acids. Gene Ontology annotation, cellular component: TIM23 mitochondrial import inner membrane translocase complex. The record is from RefSeq and is a predicted model, not a curated record. Gene Ontology annotation, biological process: protein import into mitochondrial matrix. The transcript has 2 exons.